This is a messenger RNA of Lodderomyces pseudojiufengensis, 1599 nucleotides long. RefSeq lists its product as uncharacterized. Lineage: Eukaryota; Fungi; Ascomycota; Pichiomycetes; Serinales; Debaryomycetaceae. The record is from RefSeq and is a predicted model, not a curated record. Gene Ontology annotation, biological process: mRNA splicing, via spliceosome. The coding region runs from base 1 to 1599 and encodes 532 amino acids. The transcript is spliced from 2 exons. Gene Ontology annotation, cellular component: spliceosomal complex.
AUGACUACAAAUCAUAGACCAACACUAAUAAGUAAAAAGGGUAAAUCCUUAAAAAUUCAAAAUACAAUCAAACAUGCAAGAGCACUACCUCAACAACCUGGUUUAAAAUAUAGAAAAAAUAUAAAUGGUGUACCAAUUGAAACUUUAAAUGAUGCAGUUUCAAGUUUAAAAUCUGAUAAUAUAUUAAUAGAUCAAACGAGCAAUAAUGAUAGUGAUGAGAAAGAGGUGGAUGAUGUUAUAGCGAAAUUUAUUAAAAGGAAGAAUAAAGAGAAACUCGAUCAAAAUCAAACUAAAAAGGCUAUACUACCUUCAACUUUGAAUACUGAAAAUGAGCAAAAAUUCGCAGAAGACGGACUGAGAGAUAAAGAUAAUGAUGAUAAUGAAGACACUUAUGGAUAUGAGAUAGAAAAACAAAACUCGAAAAGUAAAAAUGAAACACAAAGGGCAGAUUCGAGGAUGUUAUUGAGUAGUCGUCUAAAUGGUUAUGAAUCAACAUCAUCGGAAGAAGAGGAAGAAUGCGAAGAAGUGGAAGAAGGUGAAGAAGUGGAAGAAAAGGUCCUCAAAGAUACGAUAUCCACAAAUGAGACCGUAGAAGCUAAUGGAGAACAAAAGACGACGAAAGAGGUAGAGACAACAACAAACAUUGAAACGAAGAAAACAGAAAAUAAUUCGUCAUUUGAAGAAGAAUCCGAAUCCGAUGAAGAAGAAACAGCUGAACUAAUCGCUGAAUUAAAUCGAUUGAAAGAAUCGAAGGAAUCGAAUAAAAACAAAAUUGAAGAAACUACUGUUUUCCCAAACUCAGGAUUUGGUUUUCGACCUAAUGAACAUCUUUCAUUGAAGAAAAAAAGUUGGAGAGAUUCACCAAUAAAAACAAUUAACGGUCAACAACAACAACAACCAAACUUCACGAAUGCAAAAUUGAACUCUUCAAUUAAUCAAAAAUUCUUAUCGAACAUCAAUAUAAGCAAUAUCUUCUUUCAAACUUGCUUCUUCAACAGUAAGAAUGAUAAUGCAGAUACUCAUGGACAUGAGAUAGAAAAACAUAACUCGAAAAGUAAUAAUGAAACAUCAAGGGCAGAUUCGAAGAUGUUGUUGAGGAAUCGACUAAUAGGUUACGAAUCAACAUCAUCAGAAGAAGAGGAAGAACGUGAGGAAGUAGUGGAAGGAGGUGAAGAAGGUGAAGAAAAGGUCCUUAAAGAUACGAUAUCCACAAAUGAGACCGUAGAAGCUAAUGGAGAACAAAAGACGACGAAAGAGGUAGAGACAACAACAAACAUUGAAACGAAGAAAACAGAAAAUAAUUCGUCAUUUGAAGAAGAAUCUGAAUCCGAUGAAGAAGAAACAGCCGAACUAAUCGCUGAAUUAGAUCGAUUGAAAGAAUCGAAGAAAUCGAAUAAAAACAAAACUGAAGAAACUACUGUUUUCCCAAACUCAGGAUUUGGUAUUCGACCUAAUGAACAUCUUUCAUUGAAGAGAAAAAGUUGGAGAGAUUCACCAAUGAAAACAAUUAACGGUCAACAACAACAACAACCAAACUUCACGAAUGCAAAAUUGAAUUCUUCAAUUAAUCAAAAAUUCUUAUCAAAGUAUGUUAGGUAG